AUGUUUAACUUCUGUGCAACCAGGGUUAAUAAAGAUGAGAAAGAAAAGUCUUUGGGCAGUGGUAUACUUGUGAGUGGUUAUCAAUCAGCUCUCUGUGAAAAGAGAGGAAUGCUAAUUAUAAAGGCAUGGAAUGCAACUUGUAAAAACUGGCUGACUACAGCAACUGCCCUGGAAAAGUACUACCUUUCCAUUUUUUAUGGAGCUGAGUUCAUUGUGGGAAUCCUUGGAAAUACUGCUGUAGUAUUUGGCUAUCUCUUCUGUCUGAAGAACUGGAAUAGCAGCAAUAUCUAUCUCUUUAACCUUUCUAUCUCUGACUUGUCUUUUUUGUGUACCCUUCCAAUGCUGAUGAGAAGCUAUGCCAAUGAAGACUGGAUAUAUGGACAGGCGCUCUGCAUAAGUAACCGAUAUGUGCUUCAUGCCAACCUCUAUACCAGCAUUCUUUUCCUCACCUUUAUCAGUAUUGAUCGAUAUAUGCUCAUGGAGCAUCCUUUCCGACAACAUUUUCUGCAAAAGAAGGAGUUUGCCAUUUUAAUCUCCUUAGCCAUUUGGAUUUUGGUAACCCUAGAGCUACUGCCUAUACUUACCUUUAUAAAUCCUAAUAAAGGUGACAAUAGCACCGAGUGUAAAGAUUAUGCAAGUUCUGGGGAGCCCAAAUACAACCUCACUUACAGCUUGUGUCUAACACUGACAGGGUUUCUUGUUCCUCUGUCUGUGAUGUGCCUCUUUUAUUUCAAGAUCACUGUCUUCCUAAAGCAGAGGAACAGGCAACUUGCUUCUACACAGCCUUUUGAAAAGUCUCUGAAGUUAGUCAACAUGUCAGUGAUCAUCUUCUCAGUGCUUUUCACUCCCUACCACAUCAUGCGGAAUGUGAGGAUUGCGUCACGUCUGGAAAGCUGUAACUGGUCCCAAUGCACUAAGGACAGUGUCAAUGUCUUAUACAUCAUGACUCGACCUUUUGCCUUCUUGAACAGUGUCAUCAAUCCGGUCUUCUAUUUCCUUAUUGGAGAUCACUUCAGGGAGAUGUUAGUAAAUAAACUGAGACAACAAUUCAAAUUCAUUACAACCUUUAGAAAAUGA
Molecule: messenger RNA, 1077 nt
Organism: Orycteropus afer afer
Lineage: Eukaryota; Metazoa; Chordata; Mammalia; Tubulidentata; Orycteropodidae
Gene: SUCNR1
Product: succinate receptor 1
Exons: 2
Coding region: 1-1077 (358 amino acids)
Biological process (GO): G protein-coupled receptor signaling pathway
Cellular component (GO): plasma membrane
Molecular function (GO): G protein-coupled receptor activity
Source: RefSeq, a predicted model, not a curated record